Marchantia polymorpha subsp. ruderalis is the source of this 3156-nucleotide messenger RNA. The record is from the annotation of a GenBank genome assembly. NCBI's taxonomy places the organism in Eukaryota, Viridiplantae, Streptophyta, Marchantiopsida, Marchantiales, Marchantiaceae.
CUCCGCAUAUAUGAGCCUUGCAUCCCGCUUUCCUUCUCCGAUACACGGUCCAAUCGCUGAUUCAGUCGGAGAAAAUUCCGUAAGAUCUUCACUAGGAGGAGAUUCAAGGAUCCACAGUCAUACAGAGGCAGGACAAUCGCUGGGAAAAUUAUUCAAAAAGGUGCAAACUUCGAAUAAUGCCCCUUCAAGUGCUUCAAACAUCUGUAAGAACGAAUGGCUACCUGCAAUGCAAACAUUGACCAAGUCAGGACGAUUUUGCACGGAGCCUGCUAACUCAUUUCCUGGUUUUAUUAUGGAAAACUGCAACUGUUUGCUUCCAGCACCGAAUAAUCUUGAUGCCACAAGCGUCAUACAGUACAAAAAUGUAGUUCGAAAACCUACGACAACUCAUCCGAAGUUUUGGACAACACUACGUGCAUGCAUGGCUGGGUGGAGCCAAAAUGUUCUCUUUGAAACAUCACAGAAUGUGGACUUCUGUUCAAGUGCUGACGACCAGGAUAAUAUUUCUACUGAAUCGCUCUAUGUUGAGUCGGGACUGCACGCAGCAAAAUCAUUCGACUGCUUUCCAAAAGGGAAACCUGAGUCAAUGUUAGAUUCUGACGAUCAAAUGAAAAUAUCGUCAGACACUUCGUUUAAGGGGCAGGCAGACUUUUGCUGUUAUUAUGAAGUAUCAGCUGAGAGGAAGAAGCGGAAAGGCAGUGCGGCGUAUUCACCUGCAUCUGAUUCAGAUUUUCAAAGUUUGGAGGAAGAAUCAAUUACCUUCACUGAAGAGGCAAGUUGCAAGAAACCAAAAAUCACCUGUACAGACCAUGUCUUGCACAAUGCUGUGCAUGGGUCGACAGUCCUGUGCUGUGAACGAAGGCAGCUUCUGGGAGACGUCAUCAAUCUUUCUCAUGAAGAUUGUGAUGGAAAGAUAUGGAAAGAUAAACUGGACUCUGCCGUUCUAGGGGGUAGUAGCUCCCAAGCACCAGAUUCACCAGCUGAUUCAGCAUGGACCACAAUAUUAGGUUUGCCAUCGUUGAAAACAUCAAGCACUUCAAGAAUCUUGAGAUCUGGAGAUGGAGACAACGUCGCUGGAAUACCAACUGCAGAGGAGGUUCAGGAUACGAAUACAGGUCGCACUGAAGUCUUAAAAACAAUCGCAGAUGACAUGUCAUCCACAAGGAAAUCGUUUCCAUUGAUAGGGCCUGCACGCAUAUCUAAGGCCAGACUGGAGCAGACGUUUAGCUGUAGCAACAAAGAUGUGGAGUGGGAACCAUUGAGGUUAAGAUACGCACAGCCUGAAGAAGGUGUUCAGAGCGAGGCCAGGUCUUCGUUCGUCGAGAAUGGUGUUAACUGGGAGGCAGUAAGAGAGGCUAAACUUGAGGAGAUGGCAAAUAUCAUUAAGGAACGGGGAAUAAAUUACGUGCUCGCUGGGAGAAUAAAGGCAUUUCUCGACAGGGUAAAGAAUGAGCACGGAAGCUUGAAUCUUCAGUGGCUAAAAGCAGUUCCUGCUGAAAAAUCGAAAUCCUUCCUCCUUAGUGUAAGAGGACUUGGGCUGAAAAGCGUUGAAUGCAUUCGACUGCUGGCUCUUCAUCAACCAGCCUUUCCGGUGGACACGAACGUUGGUCGCAUAUGCGUUAGACUAGGUUGGGUUCCUUUGGAAACUUUACCGACUGGACUUUAUUUGCACACGCUAAGAAAGUACCCUAGAGAAGACACAGUUCAGAGAUAUUUAUGGCCACGACUCUGUACUCUUCCCGUGCGGACUUUGUAUCAUUUGCACUGCCAAAUGAUCACAUUCGGGAAGGUCUUUUGCACAAAGACAGCACCAAAUUGUGAGGCUUGUCCUCUUCGAGGAGAUUGUGAGCAUUAUGCGAGUGCUGCCGGCAGGUCUGCGAAUGGAGAUUCUGUCAAGAGUCUUAGAUUGUUAUCAUCAAUCGAUACAAAAUAUGGACGUUCGAUGAGCACUCCUUUGAUGAAGGAAGAAGUGGCGAUUGUGCAUGAGACAUAUCUUAACGCACGUCAAUCAUUGGAUGAAGAACCUCCUUCGCCACAAUAUUCAGAACUUGUUGACAAGGGGAGAUAUACACAUGAUAUGGAAGUGAGACUUGCGUUUGAAGAGAAUGUCGCCAGUACUAGAGCAGAGUCAAAAACGCGGAAAGAGAGUGAAUGCAAAAGCAUUCUUUUCAGAGACUUUCUGCUACAAGGUUCAGGAACUGGUGUUGUCUUCUCUCACGCAAUAGAAUUGCUGUCUUCAAACUCAGCAUCAGCGAAAGUUCCAAAUUUGAAAUACAGUGGUCGCCUUCAUAGUGUACAUCAUGUCUAUGAGCUUCCUGAUCAACAUCCUCUUCUCGAUGGGAUGGAUAUCCGGGAAGUUGAUGAUCCAUGCAUGUACCUGCUAGCAAUAUGGAGUGCAGGUGAGAACCCUACAGCUCCUACUUCAGUGGACCAAACUGGAGCUGAAGUAGAAAUUUCGAAGUCUGUAUAUGAGCAGGACAAAGUGAGAGGCACUUUCUUGGUGCCUUGCCGGACAGCAGUGCGAGGAAGAUUUCCAUUAAAUGGGACAUAUUUCCAAAUAAACGAGGUUUUCGCUGACCAUGCAUCUAGCCUGCAUCCGGUAGAAGUUCCAAGGAAUAUGUUAUGGAAUCUAAACCGACGCUUUGUGUAUUUCGGUUCAUCAAUGAGAGCUAUUUUUCGAGGACUCUCGUUGGAUGAGAUCCAGGCUUGCUUCUGUCAAGGGUAUGUCUGUGUGAGGGCCUUUGAUAGCCACACCCGCGCACCUAAACCACUAGCAACAGGGUUCCACUCAUCGGCGAGAACUAAAGGAUGAGCAUAUGGUUGUUGGCCAGUUCCACCUUUAAUUCCACGCCUGACUCUGAUUACGUGGACAGUGCUCCAUAAUCAAGAGUUGAUGAAGCAUGCUCAGUACCAAGAAGGCUUUAGCUAGUACCGAGAAUCAUCACAGCUUUAGAUAUAACAUCUGAAUAAAAGUCCGCAUAUUGUAUUGGGCUUACAAGUUGUUCUUGGGAUUACAACUUGUAAACACCAUCUGCGUAUGUUCAAGUACAAUGGACUGCAUCAUGUGGUUGUAGACAUGUAACAAGUAUUGUUGACUCCCAUAGUAGAGAAUAUAUCCAUAAAUAAAGGACUUAAUAGUCUAUAUCUAUUUCAUUC